Molecule: messenger RNA, 2053 nt
Organism: Sycon ciliatum
Lineage: Eukaryota; Metazoa; Porifera; Calcarea; Leucosolenida; Sycettidae
Product: heat shock protein 60A-like
Exons: 9
Coding region: 156-1907 (583 amino acids)
Biological process (GO): protein import into mitochondrial intermembrane space; mitochondrial unfolded protein response; apoptotic mitochondrial changes
Cellular component (GO): mitochondrial inner membrane; mitochondrial matrix
Molecular function (GO): ATP-dependent protein folding chaperone; protein-folding chaperone binding; ATP binding
Source: RefSeq, a predicted model, not a curated record
CUCGCUUUCUCACUACCAUGGAAGCAGCCAUUGCGCAACGACACUCACCAGCACGCAGAUCGUGAUCUCUUUUUGAUGCCAUUGCGGGAGAGAAACUUGUCUUUUGUACACGUGGCUGAGUGCAGGGCAGCUGUUCUUUGGACGUGGCUUCAGGUAUGAGUCUUCUCCGCUCAUCUGCCCGCAUUGCGCGGCAAAUCCCCAAUGCUCGCGCUGCGGUCAUCACCCAGCAGCGAUAUGCCUCCAAGUCGGUUGAAUUCGGCAAGAAAGCCCGCCAGGAGAUGCUGGAGGGUCUUGACACACUGGCUCGUGCUGUAACCGCCACCCUGGGACCCAAGGGUCGUUCCGUCAUCAUUGAGCAGAGCUGGGGUGCUCCCAAGAUCACCAAGGACGGUGUAACUGUAGCCAAGUCUGUUGUCAACCUGCCCAACAAGCUGCAGAACGUCGGUGCCAACUUGCUCCUUCAGGUUGCCAAUAACACCAACGACGAGGCCGGUGAUGGUACCACCACUGCCACCGUCCUUGCCCACAAGAUUGCCACCAGUGGUCUUAUCGCCAUUGAGAGCCAGAAGGUCAACCCCUAUGAAGUGCGCAAGGGUAUGCAGAAGGCAGUUGAUACCGCUCUGGAGCACCUGAAGACCGUCAAGCGUGAGGUCAACUCCCACGAGGAGGUCAUCCAGGUCGCCACCAUCUCCGCCAACAAUGACCACGCCACUGGAUCCCUGAUUGCUGAUGCCGUGCGCCGUGUUGGCAAGAACGGUGUCAUCACUGUCAAGGAUGGAAAGACCCUGGACGAUGAGCUCGAGGUCACCGAGGGCAUGAAGUUCGACCGUGGAUUCAUCUCCCCGUACUUCUGCAACAAGGCCAACAAGGUUGAGUACCAGGAUGCCUUGGUUCUCAUCUCUGAGAAGAAGAUCAGCAACAUCCAGGCCAUCAUCCCUGCAUUGGAGCUGGCUGCCCAGCGCCACCGCCCCCUGGUCAUCCUGGCUGAGGACAUCGACGGAGAAGCUCUUACCACCAUUGUCUUGAACAGGCUGAAGAGCGGCCUCCCCGUUGUUGCCAUCAAGGCCCCAGGCUUCGGCGACAACCGCAAGCACACUCUUCAGGACAUCGCCGUCUCUCUUGGCGCCAAGGUCUUUGGAGACGAGGCCAUGAACUACAAUGUCGCUGAUGUCAAGCUUGAGGAUCUCGGUCAUGCCGGAGAGGUCGUCGUCACCAAGGAGGACUCCCUUCUCUUGCACGGUAAGGGAGAGGCAGAUGCCAUCUCUGCCCGCGUCAAGCAGAUCCAGGCCGAAAUUGACGAGACAAACAGCAACUACGAGAAGGAGAAGCUGCAGGAGCGUCUUGCCCGUCUUGCUGAUGGUGUUGCCGUGAUCAAGAUCGGUGGCAGCUCUGAGGUUGAGGUUGGUGAGAAGAAGGACCGUGUCAAUGAUGCGCUGAACGCCACCCGUGCUGCUUUGGAGGAGGGUAUUGUGCCCGGUGGUGGUACUGCUCUGCUGCGAUGCGCUGCCCCAGUGCGCGAGCUGCUCAAGAACGACACCCUGAGCCACAGCGAGGCCGUCGGUGUCCAGAUCGUCAGCGAAGCCCUGUCGCAGCCGUGCCGCAUGAUCGUCAACAACGCCGGCCUCGACGGCGAUGCCAUCUGCGAGAGCAUCCUGAAGGAGGGCCCGACACGUGGCUUCAAUGCCCUGAAUGGAGAGAUGACCGAUAUGCUGCAGAGCGGUAUCAUCGACCCCACCAAGGUCGUGCGCACCGCCCUCGUGGAUGCUGUCGGCGUCGCAUCGCUGCUCACCACAUCCGAGGUGGUCAUCACCGAAAUGCCCGAGCCCAAGCCCGCAGCACCAGAGGGUGGCGGUGGUAUGGGAGGCAUGGGAGGAAUGGGCGGUAUGGGUGGAAUGGGUGGUUUCUAACUCUACCCUCUAUCUCUCUCUCUCUCCUUCUAGUCCUGCUCGUCCUGCUGCCAAUGCUGCCUCUGCUACUGUGUGUACAAAAUUUACAUUUUAGUUUGUGUUUUUUACUUUCCAUACAACACAAUGGCAACAAACUAACAAAACAA